Molecule: messenger RNA, 610 nt
Organism: Limulus polyphemus (Atlantic horseshoe crab)
Lineage: Eukaryota; Metazoa; Arthropoda; Merostomata; Xiphosura; Limulidae
Product: chondroitin proteoglycan 2-like
Exons: 3
Coding region: 107-391 (94 amino acids)
Cellular component (GO): extracellular region
Molecular function (GO): chitin binding
Source: RefSeq, a predicted model, not a curated record
AGUGUGUUUAUGUGCAUUCUUAGAUGAAAAUUAGUAUUUCCGUUUAUAUACAUUUUUAAAAGAUGUUAAGGGAAGGUUUUAUGUUAGUUGUAUUCGAACCUUAAAGAUGGCUUCUUUUUUCGUGUUCUCCGUGGUUGUACUUUUUGUUAGCUUGGCAGCGAAUGUUGAGAAUUACCAGAAUUAUGGAUGUGGCAAGUAUAGCCCAUGUUUAACUGAUGGGCCAAAUGUUAACCCAUACAGUUGUUGCUCCUUCUACAAUUGCCAUAAAUGUUUUGCCACUUUAGAGAACUGUCCUAAAAAUCUCCACUUCAACCCUCAUCUGAAAGUGUGCGACUGGCCCUCAAGAGCUUCCUGUAGAUCUGUCGACAAAGAAUGUCAUCUUUGGAACUAACGUCCAAGGAAACUUUCAUCUUUCUCGCUUUAUAGGGUGCUUGAAACGGCGAUGUCAUAGAAAUUAAAGAACUUCGCAUUAUACUUGCACGAGUGUGUGUACUUAUUGAAUUGUAAAAAAAAAAUAGUAAUAUUAAAAUAGCUUACGUUAUGUUUUUGCUUUUCUGAAAAAAAUUAUGGAAUAAUUUACUUUAUGCGUAAUUAAAAGGUUAUGCUUUUA